Molecule: messenger RNA, 1051 nt
Organism: Brachypodium distachyon (stiff brome)
Lineage: Eukaryota; Viridiplantae; Streptophyta; Magnoliopsida; Poales; Poaceae
Product: protein cornichon homolog 4
Exons: 4
Coding region: 195-602 (135 amino acids)
Biological process (GO): vesicle-mediated transport
Source: RefSeq, a predicted model, not a curated record
ACUGACACCCUGGCCCACUGACCCGCUCGCUGCCGCUCCCUCUCUCCCAGGCCACGCGUUCUUCCCUCUUCCAACUCCCCCCCAUCUCCCUCGCCGGCGGCGCCACGAUCUCCGGCUAGUGUUCCGGGACCCACACCGAACCCGUAGGCAGAGACGCCCUCGUCCGGCCGCCGGAGACCGCCAGAACCGGGGAGAUGGUGUUCGUGUGGCUCACCGCCUUCUUCCUCGUCGUCGCGCUCAUCGUGCUCGUUAUCUUCCAGCUAAUGUGCUUGGCGGAUCUGGAGUUCGAUUAUAUCAACCCAUUUGAUUCAUCUUCUCGGAUAAAUAAAGUGGUUAUGCCAGAAUUUGUAUUGCAAGCACUUCUGAGUGCAUUAUUCCUUUUAUCUGGGCAUUGGGCAAUGUUCUUGCUUUCUGCCCCAAUGGUGUACUAUAAUUAUACAUUGUACCAGCGACGGCAGCAUCUUGUAGAUGUGACGGAGAUAUUUAAUCAUCUUAGCCGGGAGAAGAAGCGCCGUCUUUUUAAAAUAGUUGGUCUCAUUGUCCUCCUAUUCUUGUCAUUGUUCUGGAUGAUUUGGAGUGUAUUGCUGGAGGAGGAUGAGUAGAAUGAGAAAAAAAAAACACUGGUAGCUCGCUCUGGUCUUGCGACCAUUAGUUAGGUAUUAACACGUGGUCCUCAUGGCAUACUGAACACACCAUGGUAUCAUUAUUGUUGAUAUCAGAAUCUUUUUGGAUAAACGUAGGUCAUAUGGAGAAAUGAAAGGCAAGCAUGGACCAAGAUGCCUAUGGAAGCAGUUUGUUGUUUCGGUUUAAUGGAAGCUCCUAUUGUUGUAGCGCAUGUAACAUGCAAGUUUAGGAGCUCUACUCCCACUAUUCGUUGGAUUGUGCAUCUGUUCAUGUGGGGCAGAAGAAUUGUUGCACUGAAUCACACAUGAGUUGUUUCUUCCCAAGAUUGAAUUGUGGAUGACGAGUUGCCUUUGUGGAACAUGAGCGAUGAAGUGUUGAUGUUGUCAGGAUCAAUUUUGUCUUUGUAUGAUAACUGUAGGCAUUUUAA